CACGCGCAUGUGUUGUGCGCUAUGACUGUAAACUUUGUCCACGAGCUCAGUCAGUUGGCGGCGGACCGUUGGACGGUUGCUACCGCGUCUGUCUCUGUGCCGUAACGGGAGCCCCUCCGUUAAUCAUGUCCGACUAACGGUUUAAUUCGGAGAGAUAAAUUAAAUCCCGGAGAAAUGGAGGCUGUGAGCAAGUGGACCCCGCAACAAGUGGUGGACUGGAUCCGAGGGCUGGACGACAGCCUGCAGCCGUACAUCCCGUCCCUCCAGCGGCAGCAGGUUGACGGGGAGAAGCUGCUCAGGAUGUCCCACCAGGAGCUGCUGUCUCUGGGCAUGGCGCGGGUCGGACACCAGGAGCUGUUGCUGGAGGCCGUGGAUCUGCUCUGCGCUCUGAACUACGGCGUGGAGAAGGACAACCUGAAGACUCUGGUGGGGAAGAUGAGAGCUGCGCACCACAACCUGAACAGCUCGGUGUCGCAGCGCAGGAAGAACCCCGCCUACCACUGCAAAAUCUCCCAUCAGCCCUCCAACGAGUUCCUGACCGCCGUGGUCGAGCUGAUCGGCGCCGCCAAGAGUCUGCUGGCCUGGCUGGACAGGACUCCGCUGACGAGCGCCAACGACUUCACCUCCACCAAAAGCAGAAUCAUCCAGCUGUGUCUGGAGCUCACCUCCACCGUGCAGAAGGACUGCACUGUUUAUGAGAUCGAGGAGAAGAUUCUGGAAGUGUCCCGAGCUCUGAACUCCGUCUGCGAGAAGACGGCCCAGGCGGCCUCGGACCCCUCAGAGAGCGGGAUGUCCUGUCUGGAGGAGGUGCACAUCACCAACAUCAAGCCUGGCGAGGGACUGGGUAUUUACAUCAAAUCCACCUACGACGGGCUUCACGUCAUCACAGGCACAACGGAGAAUUCUCCUGCAGAUAAAACUCAGAGGAUUCAUGCUGGAGAUGAAGUGGUUCAGGUCAACAAACAGACCGUGGUGGGCUGGCAGUUGAAGCACCUGGUGGAGAAGCUGAGGGCGGAGUCUGGCGGCAUCGUCCUGGUGGUGAAGAAGAGGCCGUCGGGAACGAGUGGCUUUGCUCCCGCGCCGCUGAAAAACCUUCGCUGGAGGCCUCCGCUCAUACAGACCUCUCAGGGAGCUCCGGGUCUCUACAGGUCCCAACAGCCAGAAACAUCCGACGCUCCUGGGAAGAGAGGGACGACGGCCACGUUGGAUCUGUACGUCCCUCCACCCCCGGCGGCCCCGUACGCACCGCUAGACGGGAACGUGAACGUGUCUCCAGGUGUGAAAAUGAGGCCCAAGUCUCCGAACUCGAGUCUGGACGCAGACGUGCGGCGGCGCUCCGCCAUCGCCGACGACAAAUGGACGUCCGUCAGGUCCCCCCCGCCCGAACACAACCAACCAAUCGCUGUGUGCCUUCGACAGCGCUCGUCUACACGCUGUAAACCUCGACCCGUCUCCAUGCCGGUGGAGUCGUUUUCAGGGGACCCGUCCUCCAGGCCCGGGGCUCGGGGAAGGAAAGGGCAGGACGUCCUGCACAGGUAUCUGAGCAACGAGGGUAUCAGCACCAUCACAGAGGAGGAGCCGUGUUUCCCUCUGCCGUACCGAGGACACCCGUCCGUCCGCGGCGUGGACCACAUCAGAGGCAGCCAGUGCUUCAUCAACGCCAACCUGCACAACAGCGCCACCAUCCCUUACCAGGAAGCCGUGUCCAAGAAGUCUGCUGCUGCCUCCACCUCCCCCUCUGCUGCCGUUUCUCCCCCCGCGGCUGUAACCAAACCCUCGACGUCGCUGCUCGGAGGCUGGCUGGCUCGUCUCAGCUGUGGUCUGUUUCUUGGUCGAUUGUUUCUCACAGACAGCUUCCUCCUCGGCCGAGCGUCAGUCUGCUACGAAGACGCCACACGGCCGGACGUCCAGACUGCAGCAGGCUCGACUGCAGCCAUGAGUCGCAGGCGGAUCUCGGUCAAAGAUCUGGGGGCGUUGGACUGCGAGGGCUGGCUUCUCCGCAGGAAGGGGGGCCGCAGUUUCCUGGGAAGCAAAUGGAAGAGAUACUGGUUUGUCCUGAAGAAGAGUUCUCUGUACUGGUACACCAGCCAGAUGGCGGAGAAAGCAGAAGGCUUCAUCAACCUGUCGGGCUUCACCAUCCAGCAGGCCACGCAGUGCAGGAAGAAGCAUGCCAUGACAGCCAGUCAUCCCCUAGUUGUGACGAUUUUCAUCGCUGCCGAGAGCUUCUCAGACAUGAACAAGUGGAUCAGUAAACUGUCCGAAGCAGCCGAGCCGUGUGAACUGAUCAACGCCAAAGAGUGCUACAGCGAAGGCAGCGAUCAGGACGCUGACGAGUGUGCGGCUACUUCCUGUUCUCUGAACUCUGAGCAGGAAACAGCUGAUUCUGAAAAUGGAGACGUUCCUCAGCCUCUCGGUGAGCUGUCCCCCUGCACCUCCACCCCGCCAGCUUCACCGACCAGUGAGAACAGAAGAAGAAGCACCUUGGAGGGGAGGACUUUAAGUAGAAACAGAAGAGUAAGAAGAAGAGCGUCAUCAGAGGGCGGUGAACGCCUGUCCUGGCUGGACCCGGCCGGGUCUGACGGAGCGUCCCUCCCUCUAAUCCACGUCGGAGGAGAAAAAGAAGACGAGAACGUCCACGAGAAGCCCGCUGAUGAGAUGGAGUGCCUCUACAACGACCUGAAGGCAGCCAGCUUGUCUCCGAUUGGACAGUCCAGUCAGAGGGACUUCAGAGCGUCGUUCGUCAGACGAUGUCAGAACGACAAAGUCAACGACAAGCUUCAUCUGCUCCGGAUCCUCCAAAGCACACUGAAGGCCAAAGAGUCGGAGCUGCUGGUGUUGGAGCAGAUCCUUACCGCCCCGACCCUUGCGGCACCCACAUACAGGAAGUGGAGACUGUCCAACGCCGUGGUGCUGCAGGAGAUCGCUCAAUGCAACCAGGCAGCAGGAGUCGCUGCACAGCUGAGAUAAACUCUGGUUCCUCGCUGAAACACUGCUGGGUGAACUGGGACCAAACUGCUAAACAUAGGAUCUCCAUACAGACGGCAGUGGUGGAAAGUAACUAAGUACGUACUGAAUGGCUAACUUUUCAACC
Perca flavescens (yellow perch) is the source of this 3091-nucleotide messenger RNA. Its product is annotated as cnksr family member 3. Gene Ontology annotation, cellular component: cytoplasm; membrane. Gene Ontology annotation, molecular function: protein binding. NCBI's taxonomy places the organism in Eukaryota, Metazoa, Chordata, Actinopteri, Perciformes, Percidae. Gene Ontology annotation, biological process: regulation of signal transduction. The record is from RefSeq and is a predicted model, not a curated record. The transcript has 22 exons. The coding region runs from base 175 to 2967 and encodes 930 amino acids.